GAACGUGUUUUUCCCCCUGCUGAGGCUGCAUUGCUACGAAGUUUACAGUGGCCACAUUUGGAGUUUUGGAGUUAUUCUGUAGCAGCGCACAGAACAGUUUUGGUACAUUUCACUUCGUCUUCUUGGUAACAUAAACCGGUGUGUAGCCAUUGUGUUCUGAAGACGAGAAAACGCCUGUGAGCCGCGUGGAUACAGAGAGCUAAGCUUUCCAUCUGCUGACGAUUUACAGGUAGAUGGGAGAUUUGUAGUGCUGGUAAUUGUUCUCGCUAACACGUGAACGAGCGCUGCUCCACUUUACUGUGGAGCACGUGCGCGUUGUUAUUUUAGUUUACAGUGUGGCCAUUCACAGAUUCAGUAAGUUGUUCUAUGUUUUCUUACUAAAAUAUUCUUCUGCAUGGUGGAAGUCUAUAACCACCCGUAGUUUAGUUUAGAUGUUAGUGUGAAAACUGUUCUACAGGUAAUAAACUGAGGAUUUUGACGCUUGCGGGGAACUGAACCAAAACUACCACAUUGAUUCCAAAACAACAUGCCCAUAAGGCAUUUUGGGGGUCACAAGUCUCUGGUCUCUCUUUCUCAAACUCCAAAGCUUUCAUAUGGUUACAAGAAAAUGAAUCGUUCAAGAAGUGGCUACCGUGUUUUUUCUGCUAACUCCACCACCGUCUGCACCGAGCUGGCCAAAAAGAUCACAGAACGCUUGGGUGUGGAGUUGGGAAAGUCAAUGGUUCAUCAAGAGCCAAACACAGAGACUAGAGUGGACGUGAAAGAGUCUGUCCGUGGACAAGACAUCUUUAUCAUUCAGACCAUUCCCAGAGAUGUCAACACGGCCAUCAUGGAGCUGCUGGUUAUGGCCUAUGCCCUGAAGACGUCCUGUGCCAAGAACAUCAUUGGAGUCCUUCCCUACUUUCCUUACAGCAAGCAGUGCAAGAUGAGGAAGAGAGGAUCCAUUGUCUGCAAGCUGCUAGCAUCCAUGUUAGCUAAAGCAGGGCUAACUCACAUCAUCACCAUGGACCUCCACCAGAAAGAAAUCCAGGGCUUCUUCAGCUUCCCCGUUGACAACCUGAGAGCUUCCUCUUUUCUCAUUCAGUACAUCCAGGAUGAGAUCCCAGACUACAGGAAUGCUGUAAUUGUUGCAAAGUCUCCUUCAGCUGCCAAGAGAGCUCAGUCCUACGCUGAGAGGCUGCGGCUCGGGCUGGCUGUAAUGCACGGAGAGGCCCAUCAUUCAGAGUUGGACAUGGCUGAUGGAAGACACUCUUCCCCCCUUGUCCGCACCACCACAGGACACACCGGCCUGGAGCUGCCAUUGAUGAUGGCGAAGGAGAAGCCACCCAUCACUGUUGUUGGAGAUGUAGGAGGCAGAAUCGCCAUUAUUGUUGACGAUAUUAUAGAUGAUGUGGAGGACUUUGUUGCAGCCGCAGAAAUCCUGAAGGAGAGAGGGGCCUACAAGAUCUACAUCAUGGCUACACACGGCCUGCUGUCUGCAGAUGCACCAAGACUAAUAGAGGAGUCUGCUAUCAAUGAGGUGGUGGUGACCAACACUGUACCUCAUGAGGUGCAGAAACUGCAGUGUCCAAAAAUCAAAACUGUGGAUGUCAGUAUGAUCCUGGCUGAGGCCAUCCGGCGCAUCCACAACGGAGAGUCCAUGGCCUAUCUGUUUCGUGACAUUGCUUUGGAUGAUUGAGGCAACACACACUUGCAUUUACAUUCCUGCACACACACACACACACACACACACCGAUGACCAAGAAUCAAGAUUGAACAAGUUUUGCCUCAACCUGUUGUUUCUGUUUGUUUUGCCGAUGAACAUGUUUUGGCUGCAUUCACUGAAUGUGACAUAUAAAGCAACUCAAAUUGCUUUACUCUUCUGAUAUGUUACACAUUAGGAUUGUACAAACAAGACAAACAGUUUCACUUCACUAAUAUAUGCUUCCUACAAUCUGAAAUCAUAAAUAGCACAACAUAAUGUGUCAUGUGCAUCAACUCAGUAUGCCACUGAAUUUGGCAAAUAAAACAGUUGGGGGAGUGAA
Messenger RNA from Etheostoma cragini (Arkansas darter), 2024 nucleotides. RefSeq names its product phosphoribosyl pyrophosphate synthase-associated protein 1-like. Gene Ontology annotation, cellular component: ribose phosphate diphosphokinase complex; cytoplasm. Gene Ontology annotation, molecular function: magnesium ion binding; ribose phosphate diphosphokinase activity. Lineage: Eukaryota; Metazoa; Chordata; Actinopteri; Perciformes; Percidae. Gene Ontology annotation, biological process: purine nucleotide biosynthetic process; 5-phosphoribose 1-diphosphate biosynthetic process. The record is from RefSeq and is a predicted model, not a curated record.